Crotalus tigris (Tiger rattlesnake) is the source of this 3622-nucleotide messenger RNA. It is a transcript of the gene VSIG10L, whose product is annotated as V-set and immunoglobulin domain containing 10 like. NCBI's taxonomy places the organism in Eukaryota, Metazoa, Chordata, Lepidosauria, Squamata, Viperidae. The coding region runs from base 540 to 2699 and encodes 719 amino acids. Gene Ontology annotation, molecular function: protein binding. The transcript has 11 exons. The record is from RefSeq and is a predicted model, not a curated record.
UGUUGUGGGGGGGGCAGGGUCUGGAGUGUGCUUCUGCUUUUCACAGGUCAAGAGCUGUGCAUUUUGAAUAGCCGAGUAUCAUUUGCGAAAACCCUGUUCCAAAGCUGGGAGGUCCAUCUUGGCCAGGGUUUCCCCUCCCCGUCUUGCCAGCCAGUGGCCUGCUCCAUCCUAGGGCUUGCGGAAUAAUUGACAGCUCAACAGCUGACUUUUGAAUAUGCUGCUGCUGCUGCUGCUGCUCCUCCUCCCCCUGUUGGACUUUUUCAACAGGUUUGGCUGGUGCAUAACUUGAAUAGCUGAACUGCUUUUUAUCCCGGCCCCUUUGCCCCAAGGGGGAGGAUUAAGUCUCCUCCUGGGCCUUUGGUUCGCUGCUGCUCUUUCUUGCUUCCGCUACCUGGUGACACACACACACCUGCCUUCCGGCAUCUCCAACAGAGGCCCUGCCUUUCCCUUGGCAGGUUGCAAGUCCUUCUUCGAUCUCCGUAUCUUUCUGUGCCUUGACCUCCUCCUCCUCACACACACCCCCUUUGAGCCAAGCUGGCAUGGCUUGCUGGCACCCGGGCGUCCGUUUUUCUUCCAGCCUGACCAUCUGUCUGCUUUCCCUGCUGGCCCCAUUAUUCCCUGUUCUAUCUUCAUACCCUCUGGCUGCACUUGUUGGGGAUUCUGUUUCUCUCCCCAUUCCAUUCUCUUUCCCCUCUGCUCAGAUCCAAAUCACUAUCAUCUGGAGAAGGAAUGCAACCAACGUGGCAAUAGGAAACCUGCGCCCUAAUUUUACAGUGACGGUAGAUCCCAGCUUCGAGUCUCGGUUCAGCGUGGACCCCAUACGUGGCAACCUCAAUAUUUCUGACCUGCAGACCACAGACUCUGGCAUCUAUUCAGUGGAGAUCUUCCUCUUGGGGGGGUUUGCCCAGAAGGGAAACAUCACUCUUACAGUUUAUGAGGAGGUGGGCAACAUCUCUGUGGUUCCAUCAUCUGCAAAAGUGAUCGAAGGAAGCAGUUCAGUGGCCUUCAACUGCACCCCUGUCCACGGUUUCGUCUUCUGGACCAAGGAUGGUCACAGCCUGGCUGAUAAUCCCCGAUAUUUACGUUCAUCUGGUUACCUGCAAAUUAGAAACCCUCUACGGACUGACGCUGGUGUCUACUCAUGUACCAUCUCCAACCCUUUCGGCAGCGCCACUAGUACUGCCAACCUGACUGUCUAUUAUGGUCCCGAGACCCCAACAAUUACCGUCUCAUCCUCUGAGCAGGAUUCCGAUGCUAGAAACUUUGUGCUGGUGAACAGCACUGUCAACCUCACAUGUUUGGCACCCUCCGACCCCCCGGCAAAGAUCUACUGGAAUGUGGCUGACAAUAUGGAUCCCUUCGUCCCUUCCUCACCUGUUCUGCAGCUCCACAGAGUGCAGCUGAAUCAGGGAGGGCCGUAUACUUGCCUGGCUAUCAAUCAAGAGACGGGGCUACAAAUUCGUAAAACCCGCCUUAUCAACGUUGUCCAAGCUCCUUGGGGAUCUCCUCAUUGUUCCGUGACUUCGGUGCAAAAUGAUUCUGCCUUACUUUUCGUCUGCUCCUGGACUGGAGGUUCACCUGCUCCGAAUCUCACUUUCCAGGGACUCCCUGGAGACAAGGCGGAGAUCAGUGCCUCCAAACUGCAGACCUUGCUGGGGUCCCCUUUCCCCGCUGGGUUCAGUGGCACGAAGGUUACUUGCUUGGGUCAUCACUUAACUGGGCAAGGCAACUGCACCUUGAUUCCAGAAGCCCCCUCAGGGGUUACAUUGUCAUUCCAGGCAUCCAGUGACCCCAGAGGGCUAGUGACUAUGCAGAUGCAUUGCCAAGGCACCUUCAAUCCGGUGGAAAUUAAAUGGUUUAGAGAUAAGCAGUCAUUGAUUCCUGUCGGAGGCCAUUAUCAGCUAAGUCCUGACAGAAUGCAUCUCACCAUCUGGAAUUUCACUGCUCCCCAGGAUCUGGGAGAUUACAGCACCAUCUGCUCCAAUCCGCUGGGAUCACAGCAAUCUAACCUCAUUAUUAUUGGCCCCUCAAUCUCUGACUGGACUUUGUCAAGUGGACCCCAUCCAGGCACUGCCUCCCUGACUUGGACAGUCCCAGACGGGUCAGCGGUGACCAGUUUUUUGAUUCAGAUGCAAGAUCCAAAACAGCACCGCUCUGCUGAGGAAUGGACUACAGUGGAAGUACUAGGAGCUACCAACCGAUCCACAACUGUUAUAGGAUUGCAGCCCCAAACAGCUUAUGCUUUCCAGAUCGUGCCUUAUCUGGGAUCCCAAGCUGGGAAUGCCACUGAAAUUCUCACCCUCCGACCAGAUUCGUAUCUGUCUGGUGGGGCCAUUGCUGGGAUUGUGAUUGGAUGCAUUUUGGGGGGGCUCCUGAUCAUUGCGCUCCUGUUCUUGGGGGUCUGGCUGAUCUGCCUUCGGAGAGCAAAGAAGAAAGCUCCACCAACCCCACCAGAGACUCAACACCACUAUCUAUCACGCCAGUUCCCAAAUGGGAGGAAGGUUGAGCCAAGUGACUCUUCUUCGGACAAUCCUCGAUGGUCAGCAGGAGACUCAUACAUCUAUGCCAUCACCUAUGAGGAACAUCUGCCCAGAUAUCUUGGCCCAACCAUCUCGCCUAUUGGUAUCAGGGAAGGCACUUUCUCUUCCCCAACUGUGCAACCUGGGACCAGGACGGUGCGGAAUGCUACCCAGGUCUGAAAUGAUGAAAAUCACAGUCAGCCAGACUUGAUCGCUAAAAUGGGACUUGUGAAGAAGACACCCAACUGGCUUUGGUCACUAAAAUGAGACUUGUGAAGAUGAUACCCAGCUGGGUUUUGGUCACAGAAAUGGAACUUGUGAAGAUGACAAUCAGCCACUUAUGGUCACUAAAACAGGACUUGUGAAGAUCACACCCAGCUGGCUAUGGGACUUGUGAAGAUGGCACCCAGCUGGUUGUGGUCACUAAAAUGGAACUUGUGAAGAUGACACCCAGCCAAAUAUAGUCAUUGAACUGGGGUGCUGAGAUCCUGAAAUGUAUUUGUGCCUUCUUCUCGUAGCUUGCUUAGAAACCGACAGAUGGAUCUCAUCAGUAUGAGACAUGAACUUCAACAUUGUUGGCUAGAAAUCUCCCUCAUCUAGGUAAGAACCAGCAACCUAGUCCUCCAAGAAGCUAUAUUCUGCACCAUCAAAAUUUAGACAAUUAUUUUUUGGGAUACUGAGAUUUCCGAUACUGAGAUUUGGAGCAGAGCACACCACAAUGCAACUUGAUUUGCUGGCCUCCAAUAAGUCUUCUAGAGAGCUGCUGAAGGGAUGGCAUGUUAGAAUCCCCAAGCUCGCUUUGCAGCCAAGGACAACGGACAAUGUAAGAGAGACCAUAGAUCUUGUGCUUGGAUAGAGUAGCAGGUAGGGAAGGAUAUGACUACAGUUGGAUUGAGAUGAGCCUUACUUUUCCAAAACUGUUUUAACACACGAAGCUGCUUAUAUUCUGAGGCUGCACACCUGCCAAAGCCCUCCAUUCUGUUAUCAAAAGCUCAGCAUUGGAGUCUUGCCCAGUUUCUGUCUUGGACUCCAGUCAACAUCCCCUGCUUGGAUACAAAGGGAAACGAUGGUGCUUUUAGAGCAGAACAAGGUAUAUCUUCCUG